AUUGGACUUGCGCAAGAAGCUCCUGGUUGGAACCAUUUAGGAAGGUCUUGCUACUGAUGGAGACUCUGCACCAUCCACUGGUAAAAAUGGAAGAUGACUAUGCCUUGAGUUCAGACUCUGAGCCAAAUUCUUCUUGCAUGGCCAGCACUUGGGAUUGGAAAAAUAAUGAUGAGCGCUACUCACUUAGCCAGACCCCAUCACCUCAGAGUUUGUCCCCGGCAGUCUCCUACGAGUCUCCUUAUUCCUCCAGCUCACACACCCAAGGUCUGGAGGAGAUGCCAUUUAGCUACAGCUUGCUACAAUAUCCUUCACUUUGCCACGGAGACAACGGAGAUCUCACUAAGAAGGAUCAUGGGCAUAAACCUUCCAUGACAGUCCAACGUAGGAGAAAAGCCAGUGAGAGGGAGAAGCUACGCAUGAGGGCAAUCGCUGAGGCCCUUCACACCCUGCGCAACAAUUUACCCCCAAUGUACAGCCAAGGGAGACAACCACUCACCAAAAUCCAAACCUUAAAGUGCACCAUCAACUACAUCAGUGAACUCACAAACCUGCUCCAGUGCUCCAAGAGAGUGUGAGCUUGCUUACUAAUGAUACAGGAACUGAGGACUACUGGGUUUAACUUGGGACAAGCCAGUUUUCUGCUGAUGGACAUGUGUUUGGGGUCUUCUGCCAUAUGGAGAUAUCUCAACUGACACACAAGGCUGGAUUUACUUAGUCGUUCUGCUAAGCAGCCUCUAAAUACUCUUUAAUGUGAAGAGGUAAAAAUGACUUAAAGACUCUAUUUCUUACGCCUGCCCCUGCCAUGAUUAUGUGUGCAACUGCUGUAAAUACCCCAUGGUUUGUGUAUAUUUGAUAAUUACCCUUUAUCUUUUGCUUAUUUAUAACAAUACAGUCAUGUUCAUUUUAAAUUGGUAAAUAAAAAGACUAGUAACUUAA
Xenopus tropicalis (tropical clawed frog) is the source of this 936-nucleotide messenger RNA. RefSeq names its product mesogenin 1 (gene msgn1). Lineage: Eukaryota; Metazoa; Chordata; Amphibia; Anura; Pipidae. Gene Ontology annotation, molecular function: DNA-binding transcription factor activity; protein dimerization activity. Gene Ontology annotation, cellular component: nucleus. The record is from RefSeq and is marked provisional.